CCGGGGAGGACGGGUCGGAGGGGCCUGUGCGAGGCCGGGCAGAGCGGGAGAGGGGCGAGAGAGAAAACCUUCUCUCCGUUUAUCACGUAUGGCUCUAUAGGAGAAGUCAUCUCUGGGAAUAUAGUGGAAAGGACGGAGCAGGUAUAAACUGAAGGCGCCCGCGUUUAAUUCACACUUGUGGGUGCCCAGCAUGGAGAUGCAGAGAUGGUCCACAAGGUGGAAAACGAGAAGGUGGCCCUGGGACUCGGCUGUAACCGUGCUCAUCACCUUCGCUUUCCUUCUUCGGGCUGCAGAGGUCAGAGGAGCUGAGCCAGUCGAUGUGCUAAAAGCAUUAGAAUUUCACAAUUCUCCAGAAGGAGUAACAAGAACAGCAGGAUUUUGCACAAACAGAAGGAAUUCAAAAGGAUCAGAUGUUGCUUACAGGGUCUCAAAAACUGCACAGCUGAGUGCCCCAACAAAGCAGCUGUACCCAGGUGGAAGUUUUCCAGAAGAUUUUUCAAUAUUAAUGACAGUAAAGCCUAAAAAGGGUAUUCAGUCUUUCCUUCUGUCUAUCUACAAUGAACAAGGAAUUCAGCAAGUAGGUGUUGAAGUUGGUAGGUCCCCUGUCUUCCUGUUUGAAGAUCAAAAUGGAAAACCUGCCCCAGAAGACUAUCCUCUUUUCAGAACAGUCAACAUCGCUGAUGGCAAGUGGCAUCGAGUAGCUAUCAGUGUGGAGAAAAAGAGUGUUACAAUGAUUGUUGACUGUAACAAAAAAACUACAAAACCACUUGACAGAAGUGAUAAAACAGUUGUGGACACCAAUGGCAUCACUGUGUUUGGAACCAGGAUUCUGGAUGAAGAAGUUUUUGAGGGUGAGAUCCAGCAGCUGUUGAUUAUAGCUGAUCCCAGAGCUGCAUUUGACUAUUGUGAGCAUUAUAGCCCAGACUGUGACUCCCCAGUGCCCAAUGCUGCUCAGGCUCAAGAUCCUCGAGUUGAUGAGAAAAAGAAAGCCAUGGUCAAAAAGAAGAAGAGGACAGUGGCCGCUAGCUCAAAGGACAAACUUCAAAAGGCCACAACAAAAAAAUCUGAAAAAUAUGCAUCCAAGAAGAAGAAAAGUUAUCAAGCACCAACAAAAGACAAACUAGGGGUAAAGGCCAACGUUAUUGAUGGAUUUCAAGAUUAUAGCAUAGCUGAAAAUGACUAUGGGCCCCAGACAGAAGCUCCCUCCAGAGCUACUGAAGCAAAUGAGCAAAAUCCUGUUGAAGAAGUAUUUGCUGAAGAAUACGUAACUGGAGAGGAUUAUGAUAAAAAAACUGAGGCAACUGAAUAUGGAAGCAGAGGAGUAGACCUCAGUGAAUCUGAUCUGCUGGUAGAUGGAGAUUUAGGAGAAUAUGAUUUUUAUGAAUAUAAAGAAUAUGAAGAGAAACCAACUGAUUCCACUAAUGAGGAGUUUGGUCCAGGUGUUCCUGCAGAGACCGAUAUCACAGAAACAAGCGUGACAGGACACGGGGCUUAUGGAGAAAAAGGCCAAAAGGGAGAACCAGCUGUGAUUGAACCUGGUAUGCUCAUUGAAGGACCACCGGGACCAAGAGGACCUGCUGGUCUUACAGGUCCCCCGGGUUUACAAGGUCCUGUUGGUCCUCCAGGUGACCCUGGUGAAAGGGGUCCACCUGGUCGCCCUGGUCUUCCUGGUGCUGAUGGUUUAGCAGGUCCCCCAGGUACCAUGUUAAUGCUACCGUUCCGCUUUGGUGGAGAUGGUGAGAAGGGCCCAACAAUCUCAGCUCAGGAAGCUCAAGCACAAGCUAUUCUUCAGCAAGCUAGGAUUGCUAUGAGAGGUCCACCUGGUCCUAUGGGACUCACUGGAAGACCAGGUCCUGUGGGUGGACCUGGAGCAGCAGGUGCUAAAGGUGAAAGUGGUGAACCAGGACCUCAGGGUCCUCGUGGUGUCCAAGGUGCCCCCGGUCCAAGUGGAAAAGCUGGCAAAAGGGGACGUCCUGGAGCUGAUGGUGCCAGAGGAAUGCCAGGAGAACCUGGUGCAAAGGGUGACAGAGGAUUUGAUGGUCUUCCUGGCCUCCCUGGUGACAAAGGUAACCGGGGAGACCGUGGCCCACAGGGACCUCCUGGCUUACCUGGUGAAGAUGGAUCAAGAGGAGAAGAUGGGGAAGUUGGACCAAGAGGUCUUCCAGGUGAAGCUGGUCCACGGGGAUUACUGGGCCCCAGAGGAACACCUGGGCCCCCUGGACAACCUGGCAUUGCAGGUAUUGAUGGACCUUCAGGCCCAAAGGGAAACAUGGGUCCUCAAGGGGAACCAGGACCUCCUGGUCAGCAAGGAAUUCCAGGCCCACAAGGGCUUCCUGGUCCUCAAGGUCCUAUUGGGCCUCCUGGUGAAAAAGGACCACAAGGCAAGCCUGGCCUUCCUGGCCUUCCUGGUUCUGAUGGGCCACCUGGUCACCCUGGCAAAGAGGGUCAGUCUGGAGAUAAAGGUGCAUUGGGACCUCCAGGUCCUCAGGGUCCAAUUGGAUACCCAGGUCCUCGUGGUGUAAAGGGUGCUGAUGGUGUACGUGGACUCAAGGGAUCCAAAGGUGAAAAGGGUGAAGAUGGUUUUCCAGGAUUUAAAGGUGACAUGGGUCUUAAAGGUGACCGGGGAGAAAUUGGUCAGCCAGGUCCACGAGGAGAAGAUGGCCCAGAAGGUCCAAAAGGUCGAGCAGGUCCAUCUGGGGAUCCAGGUGCUGCUGGUCCAGCUGGGGAAAAGGGCAAGCUUGGUGUACCUGGACUGCCAGGAUAUCCAGGAAGACAAGGUCCAAAGGGCUCAACUGGUUUCCCAGGAUUUCCAGGUGCCAAUGGAGAGAAAGGUGCAAGGGGGUUGCAUGGCAAACCAGGCCCCAGAGGACAGCGAGGACCAACAGGUCCAAGAGGCUCAAGAGGUCCCAGAGGUCCCACUGGUAAACCAGGUCCAAAGGGCACUUCAGGCAAUGAUGGUCCUCCUGGCCCACCAGGCGAAAGGGGACCACAAGGGCCUCAGGGACCUGUUGGAUUCCCUGGACCAAAGGGACCUCCAGGUCCACCUGGAAAAGAUGGCUUGCCUGGGCACCCAGGACAGCGGGGUGAGACUGGUUUUCAAGGAAAAACUGGUCCUCCUGGUCCUGGUGGUGUUGUUGGCCCUCAGGGUCCUACUGGUGAGACUGGACCAAUUGGUGAAAGAGGCCAUCCAGGUCCUCCUGGUCCCCCAGGUGAACAAGGGCUCCCAGGUGCUGCAGGAAAAGAAGGUGCUAAGGGUGAUCCAGGCCCUCAAGGCAUUCCUGGGAAAGAUGGACCAGCAGGUCUUCGUGGUUUCCCUGGAGAGAGAGGCCUUCCAGGUGCUCAGGGUCCAGCUGGUCUGAAAGGAGGAGAAGGCCCACAGGGUCCACCUGGCCCAAUGGGCUCGCCGGGAGAGCGCGGAGCUGCGGGCACCGCUGGCCCCAUUGGGCUGCCGGGCCGGCCCGGCCCCCAGGGACCCCCAGGCCCUGCCGGAGAGAAGGGUGCUCCUGGUGAAAAAGGUCCCCAAGGUCCAGCUGGACGUGAUGGAAUACAGGGUCCUGUAGGACUUCCUGGUCCUGCUGGUCCUAGUGGUUCUCCUGGAGAAGAUGGUGACAAGGGUGAAAUUGGUGAACCAGGUCAGAAAGGUAGUAAAGGUGACAAAGGAGAAAACGGUCCUCCGGGUCCACCAGGUCUGCAGGGUCCUGUUGGAGCCCCAGGGAUAGCUGGAGGUGAUGGAGAGCCAGGCCCAAGAGGUCAGCAAGGGAUGUUUGGGCAAAAAGGUGAUGAAGGUCCUCGAGGCUUCCCUGGACCCCCAGGCCCGAUUGGCUUACAGGGUCUGCCUGGCCCACCAGGUGAAAAAGGUGAAAAUGGAGAUGUGGGUCCAAUGGGUCCACCUGGCCCACCAGGUCCCAGAGGUCCCCAGGGUCCUAAUGGAGCUGAUGGUCCUCAAGGUCCCCCAGGCUCAGUCGGCUCUGUUGGAGGUGUUGGUGAAAAGGGUGAGCCUGGAGAAGCUGGUAACCCUGGACCUCCUGGAGAAUCUGGAACAGCUGGUCCAAAAGGUGAAAGGGGAGAAAAAGGUGAAGCUGGUCCACCUGGAGCAGCCGGACCACCAGGUGCUAAAGGACCUCCAGGUGAUGAUGGGCCUAAGGGUAACCCAGGCCCAGUUGGUUUUCCUGGAGAUCCUGGUCCCCCUGGGGAACCUGGUCCAGCUGGUCAGGAUGGUGUUGGUGGAGAGAAGGGCGAAGAUGGUGAUCCUGGUCAACCUGGUCCACCAGGUCCUUCAGGUGAAGCUGGCCCACCUGGUCCUCCUGGGAAAAGAGGACCUCCUGGAGCAACAGGUGCUGAAGGCAGACAAGGCGAAAAAGGUGCAAAGGGUGAACCUGGUGCAGAAGGGGCUCCUGGAAAAACAGGGCCAGUUGGGCCACAGGGACCUGCAGGGAAACCUGGCCCAGAGGGUCUCCGGGGCAUUCCUGGCCCUGUGGGAGAACAAGGUCUGCCUGGAGCACCAGGUCAGGAUGGCCCUCCUGGACCUCUGGGCCCACCUGGCUUGCCUGGACUGAAAGGAGACCCAGGUUCCAAAGGAGAGAAGGGACAUCCUGGUUUGAUUGGCCUGAUUGGGCCUCCAGGAGAACAGGGUGAAAAGGGUGAUCGGGGUCUUCCUGGCCCACAGGGAUCUCCUGGAGCCAAGGGUGAUGCAGGAAUUUCUGGUCCUGCUGGUCCCCUUGGACCCCCUGGUCCUCCUGGAUUACCUGGUCCCCAGGGUCCCAAAGGUUCCAAAGGAUCCAGUGGUCCUGCUGGUCAGAAGGGUGACAGUGGCUUACCUGGUCCACCUGGUCCUCCAGGCCCUCCAGGUGAGGUAAUCCAGCCACUGCCAAUUCAGUCACCCAAGAAGACAAGAAGAUCUCCUGACUAUAUGUUAUCUGAUGCUGGUGAUAAUAUUCUGGAUUAUUCCGAUGGCAUGGAGGAGAUCUUUGGCUCCCUGAAUUCCCUGAAGCAAGACAUUGAGCACAUGAAGUUUCCCAUGGGCACUCAGAAUAACCCAGCCCGGACCUGCAAAGAUCUGCAGCUCUGCCACCCCGACUUCCCAGACGGGGAAUAUUGGAUUGAUCCUAACCAGGGCUGUUCUGGAGACUCCUUCAAAGUAUACUGCAAUUUCACAGCAGGUGGGGAAACUUGCAUCUACCCAGAUAAGAAAUCUGAAGGAGUUAGAAUCUCAUCGUGGCCAAAGGAGAACCCAGGAUCUUGGUUUAGUGAAUUUAAGCGAGGCAAACUUCUUUCCUAUUUGGAUGUUGAAGGCAAUUCCAUUAAUAUGGUCCAAAUGACAUUCCUUAAACUACUGAGUGCCUCUGCCAGACAAAAUUUCACUUACAACUGUCACCAGUCUGUAGCCUGGCACGAUGCACCCUCUGACAGCUAUGACAAAGCACUAAGGUUCUUAGGAUCCAAUGAUGAAGAAAUGUCUUAUGACAACAAUCCUUACAUCAAAGCUCUCCACGAUGGCUGUGCAUCAAGAAAGGGCUAUGCAAAGACGGUGCUGGAAAUCAACACGCCCAAAAUAGACCAAGUGCCCAUAGUUGAUGUGAUGAUCAAUGACUUUGGUGAUCAGAACCAGAAGUUUGGAUUUGAGGUUGGUCCUGUCUGCUUCCUUGGUUAA
Molecule: messenger RNA, 5650 nt
Organism: Pyrgilauda ruficollis (rufous-necked snowfinch)
Lineage: Eukaryota; Metazoa; Chordata; Aves; Passeriformes; Passeridae
Gene: COL11A1
Product: collagen type XI alpha 1 chain
Exons: 67
Coding region: 191-5650 (1819 amino acids)
Molecular function (GO): extracellular matrix structural constituent
Source: RefSeq, a predicted model, not a curated record